Molecule: messenger RNA, 2348 nt
Organism: Chaetomium strumarium
Lineage: Eukaryota; Fungi; Ascomycota; Sordariomycetes; Sordariales; Chaetomiaceae
Exons: 3
Coding region: 84-2282 (732 amino acids)
Biological process (GO): regulation of DNA-templated transcription
Cellular component (GO): nucleus
Molecular function (GO): DNA-binding transcription factor activity, RNA polymerase II-specific; transcription cis-regulatory region binding; zinc ion binding
Source: RefSeq, a predicted model, not a curated record
CGCCUCUUUCCUGCGGAAUACGGACACCGCCAUACUACUUGCUUCAGCCGCCUUUCCUGCUUCAAUACCGUACAGUUGAUAGUAUGGACAGGCGCAGGCGAGCCCCUGCUAAGACAAGCACAUACGGUCAAGCGUGCCUGCAAUGUUUCAAGGCAAAGUGCCGAUGCGAACCUAACCCAGCCGCCGGCCCUUGCGAAAGAUGCCUGCGUCUCGGCAAAGAUUGCCAGCCGUCAGACGCGGCUCGCAGACGCAGUGCCCAAAAGGCCGGAGCACCGGACGCACGCAUUGCCCAGCUGGAAGGCAAGGUCGACACCCUCUUGUCAGCUCUGCAAGCUGUCGUCAACCCAUUUGGGUCUCCUGCCGGUGUGCUCCGACAACUGAGGGAGCAGGGAAUGCUAGAUUCUGGGGCCAGCUCAGAAGACGCUACUCCGACCAACUCCGUCGGUACAUCUACCGGCUCGGAUCCUGCUAUUGGGACUCGGCCCACGCCCACUUCACCAACCCGAGGCUCCCCAACGGCGUUGCCCUAUUUUAAGCGUGACAUCCCUCCUUAUCCCAGCAUAUGGCCCACCGAGGCCGAUGCAGAAAGGUCCCUUGCGUUCUUUCGAUCCGAGAUGCUACCGAACUUCCCAUUCCUCAACCUUGCUCCUACCAUAACCGUGACCCAACUCCGCAGGGACAGGCCAGUCCUUUUUCAGGCCAUUAUCACGGUCACCACAUUCUCCACCCGGACAAGGACGCCCCGGAUCGAAGCGCUGAAAGAAACCAUCUUUACCUCGGCUUUCGUCGAGACCCAGUCAGACAUUGACUUGUUGCUUGCCGUGCUGACGUACAUAGCAUGGAGCACCGACGCCUUUCUUGGCCGGGCAGACCUGCUCUCUCGGCUCAUGGUGCUCGCCAUAUCACUGGUUUAUGACCUGCGGCUGUUCAAGCCGCCAAGGCCGGAUGUGCAGGCGAUCGUGGCCUACACGCAGGGCUUCCCUGAAAAGGACCAACGCCCCAGCGAAGAAGACACGGUUCACGGUUUCAUGGAACGGCAGAGGGCGCUCUUGGCAUGCUUCCUUCUAAGCUCGCACAUUUCGUCCCACUUCGGGCGUAUUGACGCUCUACGAUGGAGCCCCCAGUUGGAGGAGGCAUUGCAGGUCAUCGCAAGUAACAGGUCUUGCCCAACAGACAAGAUAUUGGCAUACCAGGUACGACUGCAGUUGCUCGCACACAGGGCAUCCCAGGUGCGGGAGCAGCACGAGGCGGAUCAUCGCUCGCGUGCGGCAUCAUCUGGUACUGCAGCCUCUACGGGGGCUACCUCGGCGGCGGCGGCACUCCUCUACCUCAACACUCUGCGCGCGGAGCUGCAGGCCCUCAAGGACUCACUCAACCUAGUAGACCCUCAAGGCGAGUGCUCGGCCGAGAACGCGGGCACGGCGCACUACACGCAGACGCCGCCGCCGUUGCAUAGCAGCAAAACUGGCAUCCCUCACCCUAUCCUCGCCACAUACGCAGACUACGUCCAAGUCUACCUCGACCAGUCAGCCCUGUCAAUGCUGUCAGUGUCGACCGCCGGCCAACCCCAGUCCCAGCAGCCGAACCCUCCUCCUCUCAGCACGUCAGGGACCCCAGCAGGGGUAGCACUAGUCCCUGGAUUCGAACGACUCGAGUGUUUCUGGCGCAGCGUCGAGGGCAUCAAGUCAUGGCUCGACCACUUCUCCUCCUCCUCCUCCUCCCGAUUCCCCCCGCCCAAGUGUGUCGGUCUGCCGUCCCACUUCUGGGCCCAGGCAAUCUGGUGCAGCGCCAUCCUGAAGCACCUCUCCACCCACCCGGACCCGGCGCUGGAUUGCCGCGCCGUGCGGCACAGGGUCGAUCUGCUGUCGACGCUGGACUGGAUGGUUGUGAAGCUUGAUAUGGUUAGUGAUGAGGCGGAUCGUGCGGGUAGUAGUAGUGCUAGUAGUAGUGGUGGUGGGGGUGGUGGUGGUGUUGGUGAUCUUCAGUCCAGCAGCCGCGGCGAUAAUCUGUUCAAGGUGUUUGCGCGGCUGUUUGGCAGGGCGAGGGUGUGGGCUGAGGCGAGGUGGGAUGUUGUCGUGCCGUCUCAGGGGCAAGGGGGGUAUGUGCUUGUACAAGGACAAGAUCCUUGCCAGCCUCAUCAUGAAGCUGAUGAAGAUGGUCGUGUAACAGGGAUGGACAGCGGCGUACCGGAUGUGGAGGACUUGUCAUGGAUGCACGCGAUGGAUCUGGACAAUGAUAAGUGGUUGGAGGAUGUACUUGGCUGGACUCCGGCUAAUGUCUAGUACAACUUAAGGUUACGUAGUACUAGGCGGGAAGUAUAUACAAGGAAACGAAAUCCACACAGGGCG